AUGGUCGCCGCCGGGGAGACGCCUCCCAACCCUUCCGCAACCACCUGCCGCGCCGAGCCGGCGCCGUCGCGCAAGAUACGCCUCCGCAUCAAACCCAUCAGAGUCGCGGCGCUGGAGCCGGGGGAGGACGCCGGCAGGGUAGCCGAGCGGCGGCGGGUCCGCGAGAAGGGGGAGCUCUCCACCAGCACCACCGAGCGCCGCCGCGAAGGUGAGGAGGGCAACGGCGCUAGCAAGGAUGAGGAGGCGAGCGAGACGGAGGAGAGCGUGUCUUGCAUCAGUACAACCACAUCACCGGAGGCGGCGGCGUCGUGCAAGAAGGAAGAGACGACCCUGCCGGGUGCCCACGCUGCCGUCCGCGACGACGCCCCGUGCGAUCAAGAACCGCAAGACCGGCGAGAGGAGGCAGCAGAAGGACUCCAAGAACGUGCAAGAACGAGAAGCUCGCUCACGCCAUCAGCAACCACCUGCCUCGCUGAGCCGGCGCCAUCGCGCAAGAUACGCAUCCGCAUCAAACCCUUCAGAGUCGCGGCGGGUCCGGGGGAGGACGCCGGCAGGGUGGCCGAGCGGCGGCGGGCCUGCGAGAAGGAGCCGCUCUCCGCCAGCACCACCAAGUGCCGCAGCGAAGGCGAGGAGGGCUCCGGCGCUAGCAAGGAGGAGGAGGCGAGCGAGCCGGAGGCGGCGGCGUGCAAGAAGGAAGAGACGACCGUGGGCCGUGCCCACGCCGCCAUAAGCGACGACGACGCGACGGCGACGCCCCACACGAUCAAGAAGCGCAAGACCAGCGAGCGGAGCGAAGAGAAUGACCGCGAGGGCGCGACACAAUGCACAAGGAUGAGCAGCCCGUGCGUCCAGCCCUCACCGGCGUCGCCGCCGUCGCCGUCGCCGGCGGCGCGGCCAGAUCCCGAUGCGGCGGAGAACUCGCUGCGCGCGGCCAUCGACAAGGCCCGACCGCUCAUGCGGAGGGACGUCACGCGGCAGAGGGAGAGGGAGGCGGCGCGACGGGAGCUGGCAAAGGUGGUCAGGACCGUCGAGUUCAACGAUCCUUACAUCUCACCCCAGGACGUGUUCAAGCCCUGA
Messenger RNA from Oryza brachyantha (malo sina), 1077 nucleotides. Its product is annotated as protein P54-like. The transcript has a single exon. Lineage: Eukaryota; Viridiplantae; Streptophyta; Magnoliopsida; Poales; Poaceae. The record is from RefSeq and is a predicted model, not a curated record. The coding region runs from base 1 to 1077 and encodes 358 amino acids.